Amphiprion ocellaris (clown anemonefish) is the source of this 6849-nucleotide messenger RNA. Its product is annotated as tripartite motif-containing protein 16-like. Gene Ontology annotation, molecular function: zinc ion binding; protein binding. The transcript has 5 exons. The coding region runs from base 729 to 2408 and encodes 559 amino acids. Lineage: Eukaryota; Metazoa; Chordata; Actinopteri; Pomacentridae. The record is from RefSeq and is a predicted model, not a curated record.
GUGUAGCUUUCUCAGUUGCUCCCCGUCCAUUGAAUGCUGCUGGGCUGGGAGCAAUCAUCCUAUUGCACCUUGCUUACUGGGCGGUGCCGCGCCGAGUUAUAUCUGGGGGAGGGCUGCGCGUCUCGCACGUAUAUCCUCUUCCUGGAGGCUGAGUGUCGCACCGGCAGCGUGGUUUGGCGUGGAUGUGUGGAUCCACGUGGCUGCCUUGAGAUUCUGGCUGUGGCGCUUCCUCCAUUCACUUUUGCCAGCAGAGUCGGCCUGUAUCCUGGCCGAAGGUUGGGAGUCGGGCGUGCGUGGCCACGGAGCCGUGCGUUGGAUUCCUGAGUUAUCAAGCUGCAUUCUUCUGCGGCUGCCUCACCUGUUACCUGGGAAGCUGGGCCUUCACCUCUGAAGCGGGCGGCUACUACUGCUGUUGUCUGUGGGUUCAUUACGGCAAGCUCUCUGCUCGUCUGAGGGCCAGUGUGGCGAGUGGCUGACUGAUCCAUGCGGUGCUGGUCCCUUUACUUCCUGUACAGCAGAGCACUUGGGUGUUUUGUUUUCUUCAUAUGUGGUGUGUAGCAUCAGGACCCUUCCUCUCCCCCUUCAGUUAGUCAUCUCUACCUGAUCUGCACUCAGGAAGAAGCUGACAGGAACCGUUCACUGCAGGAACACAUUUGUAGAUCAGCGUUCAGACGAGUUUCAUGUACGAGGAAGUCAAACACAAACAGUCUGUGUGACCAAGAGGAGAAAUGGCGCAGCAAAGAAAUCAGCCAGAUUCAGAGAAAUUCUCUUGUUUCAUCUGUCUGGAUCUACUGAAGGAUCCGGUCACUACUUCCUGUGGACACAGCUACUGCAUGGACUGUAUUAAAACACACUGGGAUGGAGAGGAUCGUAAGAGAAUCUACAGCUGCCCUCAGUGCAGGAAGACUUUCACACCGAGGCCUGACCUGCAGAAAAACGUCCUGUUAGCAGAGUUAGUGGAGGAGCUGAAGAAGACUGGACUCCAAGCUGCUGCUGCUGAUCACUGCUAUGCUGGACCUGAAGAUGUGGCCUGUGAUGUCUGCACUGGGAGGAAGAUGAAGGCUGUCAAGUCCUGUCUUGGCUGCCUGAUUUCUUACUGUGAAAAUCACCUCCAACCUCACUAUGAUGUGGCUCAACUACAGAAACACCAGCUGGUGGAACCCUCCAAGAACCUCCAGGAGAACAUCUGCUCUCGUCAUGAUAAGAUGAAGGAGAUUUUCUGUCUCACUGAUCAGCAGUUGAUCUGUCAUCUCUGCACAAUGGAUGAACAUAAAGGCCAUAAAACAGUCCCAGCAGCAGCAGAAAGGAAGAAGAAGCAGAAGAAGCUGAAGGUGAGUCGACUAAACAUCCAGCAGAGAAUCCAGGACAGACAGAAAGAUGUGAAGCUGCUUCAACAGGAGCUGGAGGACAUCAAUGUCUCUGCUCAUAAAACAGUGGAGGACAGUGAGAAGAUGUUCAACCAGAUGAUACAUCUCAUCCAGAAAAGACUCUCUGAGGUGAAGCAGCAGAUCAGAUCCCAGCAGGAGACUGAAGUGAGUCGAGUCAAAGAGCUUCAGGAGAAGCUGGAGCAGGAGAUCAGAGAUCUGGAGAGGAAAGACGCUGAGCUGAAGCAGCUCUCAGAUACACCAGAUCACAGCCAGUUUCUCCACAACUACCCCUCAGUGUCAGCACUCAGUGAGUCCACACACUCAUCCAGCAUCAACAUCCGUCCUCGGAGACACUUUGAGGACGUGACAGCAGCUGUGAAGGAGCUCAGAGAUCAACUACAGGACAUUCUGAGGGACACACGGACAAACAUCUCACUGGCAAUCACUGAAGUGGAUGUUUCACUGUCAGGACCAGAACCAGAACCAAAGAGCAGAGCUGGAUUCUUAAAAUAUUCAAGAGAAAUCACUCUGGAUCCAAACACAGCACACAGAGAUCUGUUGAUAUUUGAAGGGAACAGACUAGUUAAAUUAAAGCAACAACCGCAAUAUUAUCCUGAUCAUCCAGACAGAUUCACUGAUUGUGCUUUUCAGGUCUUGAGUAAAGAGAGUCUGACUGGACGUUGUUACUGGGAGGUGGAGAGGAGAGAUGGAAGAGUUUAUGUAGCAGUCGCAUACAAGAGUAUCUGCAGAAAAGGAGGCUUCAAGGAAUGUGGAUUUGGACUAAAUGACAAAUCUUGGUCUUUAUGUUGUGGUCGCAGUUAUCAAUUCUCCCACAACAACAUCGAAACUCCGGUCUCUGGUCCUCGGUCCUCCAGAAUCGGAGUCUAUCUGGAUCACAGAGCAGGUAUUCUGUCUUUCUACAGCGUCUCUGAAACCAUGACUCUCCUCCACAGAGUCCAGACCACAUUCACUGAACCCAUACAUGCUGGAGUUCGGCCUAUAGGCUAUCGAGCUUCUGCAGAGUUCCUUAAACUCAAAUAGAGUAACUCCAGUGUCUGAGGGUCGGUUCAUGUUCAGCCCUGAUUUAAGUUUAUGAUCUACAGUUUACUUCUGUAGUUGCAGCAUUAAUUAGUCACAUGACGAUGAAACUGAUUGAUUCUUUAAUGUUUCAGUCAUUUUUAAAUCUGCUUUCAGCUUCUGAAAAAAAUCUUGAUUUUAUUUUCCAUAUCUGACAAGAAACUGACCGUUUUGUAGGUUUUGGAUUCAAACUGUUGAAUUGUUGAGCUGUGGGGGAUUAAAAUGUUUGUUUUAGUAUUUUCUGACAUUUUACGCUUGAAAUGAUUGACAGAGAAAAUAAUCAGCAUGAAAUAAUCAUUAACUGAAGUCCUGUAAUCCAUAGUUUCAUCAUUUAUUUGAUAUUUUCUGUGUGACAGUUGAGAUUAUUGUUGAUGAACAACCAGUUUGGCUGAAUGGAUUUGAAUCGAUGUUUGACGUUUCCUGAGAAUUUAUAACAUAAAAAUUAAAAAAAAAAAAACAGUGAUUCAUCACAGAACCGCUGAGAGACGCUGACUUUUUAGGUCUUUGUGUCUCUUUGCAGUAAUUUUAUGUCUUUUCUGCAGUAAUUUGGUGUGUUUUUUUGCAGUAAUUUUAUGUAUUUUUGCAGUAAUUCUGUCUUUGCAGUUUGUUUAUUUCCAGUUAUUUUGUGUCGUUUUGUGUUUUUGCAGUUGAAAUGUGUUUCUAAGCAGUAACUUCUUGCAGUCAUUUUGUGUAUUUUUGCAGGUGAAACAUUUAAACAUCAACAACUAACAGAAAAUGUGCAUCUGUAUCAGUUUGACACAUGAAAUCGCUAAAGUCACAUUUUAUUCUUUGCAUUUUAUUGUAAAUAUUUCCAUGUUUUCACAUUUUACCUUCUCAGAAACUAUUUUGCAACUUAAGAGUUGCAUGAAAAUGUAACAGGAAAUGACUUUUAAUGUUCUUCUGAAUCUGGUCUUUGCUUUCCUUUGAUUUGAAUCCAUGUUUCUUCAAUCUCAUGUUAGUGAUGCAUUUAUGGAACCAGCUGAGGGGAAGGAAAAAUCAGCUUUUUAUUCAAAUGUGCACUUCAUUUCUCUUUUGCAGAGAUAUAUGUACAGAAUGUGUUGAAUUUGUAUAUUAUUGUUUUUUUCAGGGGAAAAUAAUGAUAUAAUAUUUUAUUACAGUCAGUAGUCAUUUAAUAAUCCUGACUUGGUGGUUUUUUAAAAUUUAGUUGGUGUGUUUUGUUUUGCUUCUAAACAGUCGAUAAACUUGUGAUUCAGCUUCAUGUUAAUCUGCAAAUGAAUGACAAAUGAAACAAGCCUGGAUUCUGUAUUAUUACUAUUAUUAUCAUCAUUAUUAUUGUUAUUCUAAAUAUGGAGGUAUAUAAACUGUGAUCAGAAUAAAAUAACUCUCAGCACUAAUUAUAUAUUAAAUAUUUCAUUUUCUGGAUUUUUUCAUUUUGACAGUCUGACAGUGACAUCAUGUAAGUGUAAUCAGUGUAUGGUUCGCUCAUUCUUUUUUUUUUUCAAAAUAAAAUCUAAAAAAUCAGUAAACAGUUGUUUUUUUUUUUGUUUCUUCCUUUUUAAAACCUAAACAGAAAUGUAUAAUUUAACAAAUUUGAAAAAACCACAGUGUUGGAUUUUUGCUCUAGCUUUUUAAGCACGAAAUACAAAAUACGCCUGUGGUUUUAUUUUGGCAAUUGGAUUUUCCGUUCUGAAACGCGUAUUGAAAAACAAAAAACAAGUGGUUAUUUGAUUUUCAUUUUAAAAUACAAAAAUUAAAAUUGAAAUACAAGGCGUUUUUCCUUUUCAUGAUCAAAAAGGGAUAUACGAAAUUUGAAAAAUGCUUUGAUUUUCAUCUUAUAUUUAGAAAAACAAAAAAAUAAAAUCAGUAAGAGACAGAAACGAAAAAAGGUCAGUUUUUUCAUUUUCUGAGCCCCGAAGUGGUCAUCAGCAAGUGUGGAGCCAAACGACAACAAGAUUCUCAGGGGGCGGAGCCAGAGAGCAGUGAUUGGUCAGACCAUAGAUAUAUAUAUCAAAUGCCUUUAAGUUGAUUUGUUUUCUAAAAUAAAUCUAGUUUGAGUCCUAAUCUAUGCCUGUGUGUUUGCUUCUUUACACCGCUGUUAACAGUUUAGGCUGUUAGAUUGUUCCAGAUAAGACAAGUACAAGAUUCUUCAGAGCCGUUCUACCAGGAGUCUGACAGGAAGAACUCCAACAGCUACUGAAUGUUCCUGUGGUUCCCUCAAGGCUACAGGAGGAGUCCUACGAGGACGAGCCGGUCCACCUGAUGGCGGCCAGUCGCUGCGGUUCAAAGCCAACACCGACUACGUGGACUUCUACUGGACCACACGGAGGCCUUCAAACCGGACCAACAAGUUCAGCGACUCCCCGACUCGUGGGUCUGAGGACGUCGCCGAGCCUCGGCCCAGCCGGCCUCCUGUCUGUGGAUGUUUGAGUGCUGAGAGGUUUGUGGAUGCAUGUGAGCGUUCUGUGUUGAAACAGCAGCUUUGGACUCAGUAACGCUGGGAAAAAUCAAGAGCUCCUUUAUUUGUGACUUCCACUAAAAAAACUGAUGAAAACAAGUUUGCCAGGGUUCUGACUGAUAACAGAUUAAUAAAUAAUGAAAAUAAUCGUUUAAAUAUUCCUUUAAACAAUCCUUUUAGGUCUACGUUUCCUUUACACUGACUUCUUGGUAUAUGUACAAGUAUUUUGGGUGGAAUAUACCAUUAAGCCCAAUGUUCAAGGGUUCUUCUGGGAAUAUACCAUUAAACCAACCUUUUAAGUAAAUGUUCCAGGAUGUUGGGUAGAAUAUACCAUCAGAUCAACCUUUAAGGUCUACAUUGGAAGAUUUUAGAGUAGAAUAUUACUCCAAACCAUCCUUUAGGUCUACAUUUAAGGUGGAAUACUCCUUUACACCAAGAUUUUUUGGUCUACGUUGAAGGAUUUUAGGUGGAAUAUUCCUUUCAAUGAACUUUUUAAGUUUAUGUCCAAGGAUAUUGGGUGGAAUAUACCAUCAGACCAACCUCCAAGGUCUACAACACAUGUUGUGUUGUUGUAAACGUCCUCUUUCAAAUAAAUAUCCUCCUAACCCCCUGGAAACCAGCGUUUGUCCUGUUUUUGUGUUGCUCCUCAGCGACCCUAGACAGCCGGGUCAUAAUGUUUUUUGAGCAACACACCAUACUAUGACGUUUUUACAAUGAUGGUUCUACUAUGGAACCAGUUUGACAUGUUCACACGUUCUUUGUGUGAAAACUCAGAGAUUUCAGGUAUCAGAAGGUGGUUUUCAACUUUCUUUGUUAACUUUCUGCCUCAACUUUAAACUAAAUUUCCUUCAGUAACCCAACCCUCUGGACUUCCAGGAAGCUGUGUUCCUAUUGGCUGUCCAGGUGGCUGCUUGGUGUUAUCAGGAACACCUGAGCAGCUCAGUGUCUUCCUGCUUUAUUUAGCUGCAGCCAAACAUUUCCUCUGUUUCUCUUCACCACAGAACUGGGUUAGGCUCCGUUGCUUUGGUUUGUUGGUUAGGCGUUGGCUUGCAGCUUCCAGCAGUAAAAUUGUCUUUAAUGUUUUUCUUGGUGUGUUUUAGGGCUUUUUACUGGAUAGUCGUCUUGGUAAAUGUGGUUCUUUAGCCACCGUUAGCACAUGGUGCUAAUGUGUGCAGUGAUUACUGGAUUUGCUGCAGCUGAGUUGUGUCUUUAUCUUGGCUGUAGUGAGUUUUUAGAGGUUUCUGGUCAGACACAUUCUGUAUUCUUGUUUGAGAACCAACGUUGGUUGUCCAGAAGGUAAGAGUUCCUGUCCUGAUUCUCUGUUCUCAGAGGUUCUCUGGUAGGCUGCAGGAGACUUUAGCAUUUGGAUUGUGCUAGUUUGGUUUUUGUAUGGUUUCAUUUGGACGACUAUCUUGAGGCCCCUCCAUGUGGUUUAGUGAGGUUUUCUGGAACAGUUCUACAAAGCAACCUGCAGCAGAAGAGACUUUGAGAGUUUUUAGGAAGUUCUGGAGACCAGACUUUAGAGCAGCAGAAACAUUUGUCAGCAGUUUGAGCAGGAGAAGGUGAGCUUCAGAGUAGAAAUGAGACGGAAACCUUCUUGACCCGUGUGGUGAGGUCCUGUACCAAGAGUUUGAGCAGGUUGUGAAGAGUCUGUAGUUCUUUGGUCUGAAAGCACAAGAAGAGUCGACUCCUUAAAGGAGAAAACAGGAGAUAUUGUUGGUUCUUCUGUCGCUCUGCAGUUUCCAGUUUCCUUAGACUGAAUAUCAAGUUUAUAUUUUAAAUGAUUUCCCAUGUGAGCCCAAGAAGACUUCAAUAAACUCCCUCCAUCCCCUGGACACAACACAUUUUAUUACCAUGUUAAAUCUUUUUUUAAAAUAUGUUUUUGAGUUUUAAUCAGUUUUAGCAUAGUUUUUUCUCUUUGCUUGUGUAGUUUUGUCAUCUGUGUAAAAGGUGCUAAACAAAUAAAGUUGAAUUGAUAAACUGAAUAAU